AAGAGAGCUCAGGUAUGCAUUACAACGCGCCAAGUAUUUCCGAGGACUCGUAUUUACGGCAUCGACAACAGGAAUAUCAGCAACGACAGCGACAAGUCGGUGAACAUACAAUUUACGUGUACGGUGUUCGGCAAAAAACUCGUGGUCGCAGUUGUUCGCCGAGAUUAGAUCAAGAAGGAUCGUCGGGACGCUUGUUGGAAAACGGAUCUCCGUCGGAGCUCGAAGACGAAUCGCGAAUGUCGAGAUACCGCGAGGAACUCGAUACGAAACGAUCCUCCUUUUCGAAGCAGGACCACGAAUCGACGAAUUUCCUUCGAGAUCCGGAGAAUGGAAGCGUAACGUGUUUCACCGAGGAUAUGGUGUCCGCGGUGGCAGGCCACUACGGAGAAUCGGAGAGUCAUUCGCCCGAUAGAACUUCCCCGCACGAAUACACGAUUCACACGGCCGAUAGGCGUCACAAUUCUUUUGGAAAAACGUCAUUUUGCAUCGACGCGCUUCUCGGCCGCGCGACCGGCAAGCAGGACAACCUCGAUUACGAUCGAUCCGAACGGAGCCAAAGAUUGUCGUUCGAAACUCGACAUUCCGUCGCGGACGAAAGCAAUCCUUGUUUAACCAAUUGUUUGAGUCGAAGUCACGAACAAGAAUCGUCUUGUAUUCGAGCCGGAAUCGCGAGCGGAACAGGAACCAGCGGCGGAGUUGGAGCAGGAAUAGGAACAGGAACAAGAACAGGGUUAGGGAGCGGGGACAUUGCCGGAAGCGGAACGGGAGUCGGGAUCGGGAUCGGGAUCGGGAUCGGAACCGGAACCGGUAUCACGGUUAUUGGAACGGAGGAACAAAGGACACCUUCUAUGGGAAGUAUAUUGAGUCCGAUGUUCGACAAGUCGAUUCAACGAGUCUCGAAUUCGCCAAAGUUGGAGAUUGUUCGCGAGGAUAGCGAAAGACAAGAGAGAGCCGUACGCGACGUUCGCUUGUUGGAGGGUCGCGCGGAUCGCGCGGAAACGAUUGAUGCAACCGCGAUUUCGAUUCAACGAGGUAAGACAAUGUUGAAAGAAAGCGAAGAGAUCGGUGUCGCCGGUGGAGGAUUUCCGAUCGAUCGAUUAGAAAACGUCGACGACGAUGCUUCGAUCGAAAUUGAUCGCACGAGGACGGGAAGCGCUAGCUCGGGAAGCAACGCGAGUCGUAGCCCAGUUUCGAGUCCACCGAUUUCCCCAGGUUCCGAGGAACCUAGUAGCAACAGCAUCCCCGGUAAUCCGAAUUUACAGAGCAGCCACUACGGUGCACUGGCCAGUGCCGGUGGUACCGCUAUAGCUCGGCAAAAUCAAACUCUUCUCUUGCACCCGACCGGCCCUCUUAUUCACCCCGGAGGAUUAUAUUACCAUCCGGCGAGCGGUAGCGCGUUUCAUUCUAUACACAAGGAAACUCAACCCGUUGGACAUUCGCAAACUGCUGGACCUCAUCCUCAGCAACAUCAUAUUCAUCCUCUUCAACUCGAGUGGUUAGCCAGAACUGGAAUGUUGUAUCCGAGGCUACCCGCCGAUUUAGCCGGUUGCGCAGCCCAACACGCUCUUCUUGGAAAAACUAGGAGGCCAAGAACCGCUUUUACGUCGCAACAGCUUCUUGAAUUGGAAAAACAAUUUAGACAGAACAAAUAUCUUAGCAGACCGAAGAGAUUCGAAGUGGCGACCUCGUUGAUGCUUACGGAGACCCAGGUAAAAAUCUGGUUUCAAAAUCGACGGAUGAAAUGGAAAAGAAGUAAAAAGGCGCAACAAGAAGCACGGGCGAACAACAAGAUGGAGGACGGUGGAAACGUUAGAAACACCGAGAGGGAAGCUGGAAGUGAUCCGAAUCCAAACUCACCGAGUUCGCAGGACGAUGGUAAAGGAACGUUGCAAGAAGCCCAAAGAAGUACGAACGAACUACAGGAACCACUUUAUCGGCCUUACGUGGUAUAAAAUUCUGACCAAAAUAGCUGACAUAGCAGUGUGCCAAACAAGAACUAACGAUAAUGUAAGUUGUUGUUGCGCGUACUUCUGUACAUUUCGCUAUUUUCUACAGAACGUUCGAUCGCUUUCGGGGACGAAUUUUAAUACGAAUAUCGCCGUACGUAGACCGUAUAGAGGAUAACGUAUGAAAAGAAAAUAUGCGCGAAUGGAUUUAUCGUCCAUACGCGCAUCGUCUAGACUUUAAAACGAGAGGAAAACGAAAUCAGAGUACGUGUACAUAGAUAAGUACCUACUACAUACUCUAUGUCGAUGUAAGGAAAUUACAUACAUAAAGUGUGGUCCGUUAUUUACAUCGAAAAGUUGUAUGUAAACGUAGGGAAUAGUAUCUAUCGUAUAAUCGACGAUUGCACGAUCGCUACUAUCGACAACGAUACGUGCGCGUAUGUAAGUAACUAUGUAUGUCCGCACGAAGUUGAUUCAAAGUUUUUCGGUUAAACAGUUUCUUCGUCUAUGUUAAACGAGUUUACAGACCGAACACUAAACGUCUACGUAAACGUGUUUUAUUUGGUAUCGCGAAGACACGAUUAGGCCCGAUUAACGAACAAACGCGCGAACGAUAAGUAAAUUGUACGUAUACGAAUAACGAGUUCCGAAUCCCGAUUUUGCUAGUCCUAGUAUUGUACAGAAGCGAACGAAAUAGAAAAAGUACGCGCAUUAAAGAUUCCAUCUACACGAUCGUAACUCUGUUUUAAAGUUGCUCUAAAUUCUAGAUUUACACGAAUCGAUCACGCGCACCUAUUUAUGAUAAAUGAUAUAUAACUGUACAUAAUAUUGAUAUACGUGUAGGAUAGAGAGUGCGAUGCGAAAGAAACGUCUUAUGUUAUGCCGCAACAAGUUCCUAAAAUAAAUGAUGAAUAUCGAAGCUGCAGAAGAAACGUUCGUUUCCGUUUACUACUUUUCUCUCUAAAACGUUCGAUCGUAACCUCGUGAAGAGCCAAAGAGUCAAACUCAGAUCGGUAUACAUACUUCCUUUCGUUUUCCGUCCGCGUCGAUAACCACCUAUGCUUCUCGUCAACUACCGCUCAGCUACUUUCCUACCAAAUUUUUCAACGCGACACCAGUUUCUCGCCAGUCGUCGCACUCGAGCGAUCGACGCGACGCGAAGCGACGCGACGCGACGCGACGGAUCAUCAGUAUUUAUGAUAUGCUAAUUCCCCGUUACAAAUUCCGCGAUGUUUCGCGGAUGACUGCUUCUACUAGUUGUAGCCAUAACGGAAGCCGACCAAGCCGUUUCAAAAGACAAUCGUCCACGAAGGGAUGAGAAAAAGAAAAGAAAAAUUAUAUUCGACAAGGUUUCGUUAACGCGCGCCUCCGAACGUUUGAAAAGCGCGAUCGUUGCGUAGCCAGACCGAUGAAAUUGAUCAGAAUCGACACGCCUUAUUCCCAACGUCUAGGAUCUCCCGAAGGAUUUGUUCGCGUCGCGAAUCGACGCGAAGCGACGGUAAGGUAUGACAUCGACAACGGUGCGGUUACCAGAGGACGUAUCUAACCGUGAAAAAGUUUGUUCCGUCAGAUUGGUAAGUUUACGAAAAUAAUGACACGAUACGAGAAUAGGGAGAAAAGAAAGUUCGAUCGAGUAAUUUCUGGCUGGGUCGAUCAGAUGCGAAAUGUUUUUCACGAUCAGGUCAGGCUUGCGAUUCGAGGAAAUGCCGCGGCCGGCUAGCCAGCCUCGUCGUUCUUUAGAAUUUGACGAUUUCGUAUUAGUUGAUCCGAUCAGAACGUUAGAACGCGCAGACGAUGGAAAUCUUGGCUGCUGCGGGCGGAGGAAUGGGACGGUCGCGUGGGGCGUUUCGCGAGACUAACUAGAGGGUGGCGCAAGAGUAGAGAGAGUGCGGACGAGCACAGAGGCGGGGUACUCAUGUUUAUAUGCAUUGUAUUGCUAAAACCCUUUUAACCGAAUUACAUUUAGCGAUUCUAGUGCCGUUUUCCCGGCUCUCCUUCCCCGAGUCUGCCAGUGGCCCGCGCCACCCCUCGUCGCGUCCCUCGCGAUCCCUCUCUAUCUCUCGCGAUAUCCAUCGCGCUAUCCCUCGCGCUAUCCCUCGGUAACCGUACCUCGCUACCCCUAACACGCUUUUCACUCUCGACUCUCGAACUCCCAACCUUCGAUUCUGGCUUUCUGUCCUUCUCCUCCUCGGUAUGUGUCGCGUGCUCGUGCCAGAGGGACGAACGCGCUAUACGCUGCGCUGUUCCGCUCCAAACUCACCAACGAGAAAGAGGAGAGAUGCGCUACCUCUGGUUGGUAGUGGCGCGUAGUCGUAGUGGGGUUGGAAAACCGAUGGAGCCAGAUUCCGAGACUUGGAACGGCAUCCCUGCUGAAUUCUUGAUUCUUUUGGUAAACAACUGCUUAGGUGAUUCACUGCUUGUUCGCUCCUAUCGGUCGUCGUUUGUUUCUAGACGCCAUUGCGUUCCGUGAUUCUACCUCGUUUUCCGGUCUAAUGGCUUUCCGAGACUAACGGAACGAUAAGGUUACCCCCUAUUUUUAUUUAUCUUCUCUAGCCCUUACUUUUCCAUACCUUCCCUUAUUUUCCCGCCGCUGCGUUCUUCCUUCUACGUACGCGCGGAUAUGCAUAUUUAUCGAUACCCUAUCGAUGAUCAGUGUUAUCGUUGCGACACAAAAUUCGCUUUACCGAGUAAACUAAUUUACCGCAAGUAAGCAAGUAAGUAAGUAAGUUCGCGAGACGAUCGCGAAAAUAACGUCAGGGAACCAAACAUUCGACUCGUUUCGUUCGCGCGUCUCGUGGCGAGUUCCAUCAUUAGCGUUAACAAGGUUGGCCUACGGCUACAAGGGGUUAGAGGACUUUACCCUUCGUCGGGUUAACCUCUAGGUAUACAUGCGCGCGCAAACACGUGCAGAAAUGAACACGAAUAGAUAGAACGUACGCGCAUACACGCUACCACCUACAUCCUUCCUCGUAACUCGGUUCCUCCUUCGAACAACAAGGGAUAAUAAGAUCUAGGACAAUCAGCCCCAAGGACGUUGCUAAGCGAGCAUUCCGAUAUACGUGCUAUCUACACGAUGAGCGUUUAGACCAUGUCCGCCACACGUUAUGUUCCCGUCCUUCUUUCCUCCUAACUUAACGUACACUUGUUUUCGCGCUCGCAACUAAAUACUACUUAAGUACUUAAGUAAGUCCGCCGUGAUUCCAUUUCACAUUUGCUCGAACUUUCACCCUCUCCUACUGGGGAAGAAAGAAGAACGAAUACCGGAAAGUGAGUACCGUUUAUUUCUCUCGAGUACUUUCUCUUUCGAUGUUUCUUUAUUUCGUCGAUCAAAAUCGUAAACAAAACUAUUCGACGUUUAACUUUACGUAAAUUUUUCUUAAGGAACAGAUUGUCUUGUUUCUUUGCUAAUUUCGAGGUUAAUCGUAGCAACUAUCGAUAAAAUACUCUUAAAUAAAAGUGGACCCUGUAUAGAUAUACAUAUGUAGUUAACGAUACAGCGAGAGAAAGAAGGGUAGAAAGCAGAGAGGAUGGAUGGAAAAGAAGUAAACGGAUAAUAAAACAAAUAAAGAGAGAAUAUUGUGGUAUAGAACGAGCAAACUCGUAGAAGGAAGCAUUGGAGGGGCUGAAAACUCCGGCGAGACGCGAACGGAGAGGAUGAUGGUGGGAAAGUGGAAGGAGCUAACCGCAUCGUAAUCAACGUAAAAUGGCGUCGGAAACGUAGAACGAAAAACGAGGAAGGUAAAAUCAUGAUAAAAAUACAUGUAUGUGUAUCACCGCUAUCGAUCGUUAUUCGCCUCCUAUUACCGAUUUAUGUUAUGUUCCUUUUGCUGUUCGUUCAAACGCUUUUAUCGAGCAACCCUGAUGAUCACUUUACUUUUCAUUAAACUUCGUUAAGUUUAAAUUGAAGUUUAAAUUCUUAAUUAAACUAUUAUAGCUGUUUUUAUUAAUUAUUAUUAGUAAAAAAAGGUGUAAAACAUGACCGAUGGUUUAUUGGGAAAUAAUAAAAGGAGAAAGCUGAAAGAAUUUCGAAUGCUUCGUCCUUGUAUGUUUUUUCAAAUUUACUGUG
This is a messenger RNA of Megachile rotundata (alfalfa leafcutting bee), 6012 nucleotides long. It is a transcript of the gene exex, whose product is annotated as motor neuron and pancreas homeobox extra-extra. Gene Ontology annotation, biological process: spinal cord motor neuron cell fate specification; regulation of DNA-templated transcription; neuron projection morphogenesis. Gene Ontology annotation, cellular component: nucleus. Gene Ontology annotation, molecular function: DNA-binding transcription factor activity, RNA polymerase II-specific; sequence-specific double-stranded DNA binding. The record is from RefSeq and is a predicted model, not a curated record. Lineage: Eukaryota; Metazoa; Arthropoda; Insecta; Hymenoptera; Megachilidae.